Hipposideros armiger (great roundleaf bat) is the source of this 1827-nucleotide messenger RNA. RefSeq names its product CUB and sushi domain-containing protein 3-like. Bases 1 to 1827 code for a protein of 608 amino acids. The transcript has 10 exons. The record is from RefSeq and is a predicted model, not a curated record. Lineage: Eukaryota; Metazoa; Chordata; Mammalia; Chiroptera; Hipposideridae.
AUGCUUCUAAUCCUGUCUCUUAACCCUUUGUUCAAUUUUAGCCUUGGAUCGACUGUGCAGUUUUCUUGUGAUGAAGAUUACGUCCUACAGGGCGCUAAGAGCAUCACUUGUCAGCGGAUCGCGGAAGUCUUUGCUGCUUGGAGUGAUCACAGGCCUGUCUGUAAAGUGAAGACAUGUGGCUCUAAUCUUCAAGGACCAAGUGGAACCUUUACGUCUCCCAACUUUCCAUUCCAGUAUGACAGCAAUGCACAGUGCGUUUGGGUCAUCACAGCAGUGAAUACAAAUAAGGUUAUCCAGAUAAAUUUUGAAGAAUUCGACCUGGAGAUUGGCUAUGAUACUUUGACAAUUGGUGAUGGGGGCGAAGUUGGAGACCCCAGGACAGUGCUUCAAGUGCUGACUGGAAGCUUUGUGCCAGACUUGAUAGUGAGCAUGAGUAGCCAAAUGUGGCUGCACCUUCAAACAGAUGAAAGUGUUGGAUCCGUUGGCUUCAAGGUUAACUACAAAGAAAUUGAAAAAGAAAGUUGUGGCGAUCCUGGUACACCUUUGUACGGAAUUAGAGAAGGCGAUGGGUUUUCUAAUCGUGAUGUUUUAAGGUUCGAAUGCCAGUUUGGGUUUGAACUAAUUGGAGAGAAAUCCAUUGUUUGUCAAGAGAAUAACCAAUGGUCUGCAAACAUACCCAUCUGUAUCUUUCCUUGCCUCUCUAACUUUACUGCACCAAUGGGAACGGUCCUUUCUCCUGAUUACCCAGAAGGGUAUGGAAAUAAUUUAAACUGCAUCUGGACAAUAAUCUCUGAUCCAGGGAGUCGGAUACACCUUUCUUUUAAUGACUUCGAUCUGGAAUCCCAGUUUGACUUCCUUGCUGUUAAAGAUGGUGACUCCCCCGAAUCCCCAAUUCUUGGAACUUUUACUGGAGCUGAGGUGCCUUCCCACCUUACUAGUAAUAGUCAUAUACUCCGAUUGGAAUUUCAAGCUGACCAUUCAAUGUCAGGACGUGGCUUUAACAUCACUUAUAACACAUUUGGUCAUAAUGAGUGUCCAGAUCCUGGAAUACCAAUCAAUGCACGGAGGUUUGGGGACAACUUUCAAUUAGGAAGUUCGAUUUCAGUUAUUUGUGAAGAAGGAUUUAUUAAAACCCAGGGAACAGAAACAAUUACAUGUAUUCUUAUGGAUGGAAAAGUGAUGUGGAGUGGACCAAUUCCAAGAUGUGGAGCUCCGUGCGGUGGCCAUUUUUCAGCUCCCAGUGGAUUGAUACUCUCACCAGGAUGGCCAGGAUACUAUAAAGACUCUUUGAAUUGUGAAUGGGUGAUUGAAGCUGAACCCGGACACUCUAUCAAAAUUACAUUUGAAAGAUUUCAGACUGAACUAAAUUAUGAUGUUCUGGAAGUUCAUGAUGGGCCAAAUCUUCUGUCACCCUUGCUUGGAUCUUACAAUGGCACACAAGUGCCCCAGUUUCUAUUUAGUAGCAGUAAUUUUAUAUACCUCCUAUUUACAACAGACAACAGCCGUUCUAAUAAUGGUUUCAAGAUUCAUUAUGAAAGCGUUACAGUGAACACCUAUUCUUGCCUGGACCCUGGCAUACCUGUACAUGGCCGCCGCUAUGGUCACGAUUUCUCCAUUGGAUCUACUGUUUCAUUUAGUUGUGAUCCAGGAUACAGGCUGAGUCACGAAGAGCCUCUUCUAUGUGAAAAAAACCACUGGUGGAGUCAUCCACUCCCAACCUGUGAUGGUAAGAAUUCAUUCAAUAUGCAAAAUGAACUGGUUUAUACACUCAAAAUAAAUCACUAUAGAACGAAUAUUGAUAAUCAGCCAAACUUAGCCCAUGCCUAA